This is a messenger RNA of Aspergillus wentii DTO 134E9, 600 nucleotides long. RefSeq names its product mitochondrial 54S ribosomal protein mL59. The transcript has 2 exons. Bases 1 to 600 code for a protein of 199 amino acids. Gene Ontology annotation, molecular function: structural constituent of ribosome. NCBI's taxonomy places the organism in Eukaryota, Fungi, Ascomycota, Eurotiomycetes, Eurotiales, Aspergillaceae. The record is from RefSeq and is a predicted model, not a curated record. Gene Ontology annotation, cellular component: mitochondrial large ribosomal subunit.
AUGGCCUCUCCGGUGACCCAACUCCCCAAACGCCUACGCGACUUUUUCGUUCGCUAUCCUCCGCAAAUCUAUUCCGCGGCCGUUGCACCUCGCCCAACACCCCCCGAAACAACAGAAGCUGCUCAAGAAGCUGCGGAAAAGACACUGCCCUCUCCAUAUACCCCCGACAGAGACGCCAAGGGCCAUCCUCGACCAGACCCUAAGGCUUUCUCCUUUUCCAAAUCCCUCCUCUACAGUGAUCCGAAGAACCCCAACCCAUUCCUGCCUCGCAAGAACUUCGGCCAGAAGAUUUGGUAUAGUCCCACAAUUGGGCUGAGAAGACAAGCUGAGCUGGUCAAGCUGGCUAUCAAAUAUGACGUUGAGGCGAUGCUUCCGCCGGGACGCAAGUCGACCGAGUUCAAGGAAGCCAAACGGGCCGAGCGCGGAUUGCAAAUCAAGGGCACUGGUAUUGGACAGAAGGUCAAGGGUCACAAGUGGGAACGUACGAUGGAAGCUCGCCUGGAGGACAGACGCAAGGCGAUGAUGGAGAUGCCGGAGAUGAUCCGGUUGUGGAAGCAGAGAGGUCACGGUCGUGGCUGGAAGAAGUGGCCCAGAAGGUAA